AUGGCACAAGGAACAUUCACAAAAUUGACUCCAGUUGCAGAGAUGAAGAUGAAGGGCAACUACAAAACUGCUUUGAAAUUAAAGGUUAGAGCAUCAAAUGAACACAUAUUUGAAGUGUACAAAGUAAAAAGAUCAUGGGUUGUGAAUCUAGAACAAAAAACAUGCACAUGCAACAGGUUUCAAAUAGAUGAAAUGCCAUGUGCGCAUGCCUUAGCAAUGAUGAAAGAGAUGUAUCUUGACCCACAAAAUUACUGUUCAGAUUACUACAGCACAAAGAACUGGCUGGAAACCUAUGAAGCAACUGUAUAUCCAGUAGGAAAUCAAAGCAGUUGGGACAUUGCACAAGAAGUCAAGGAUAUUGAAAUAUUGCCACCACUUGAAAGGGUGAAAGUGGGAAGACCAAAGAAGAAAAGAACAAGACCUAGUUGGGAGACACGGACACAAAUCAAAUGCACCAAAUGUGGAAGAAAAGGACACAACAGGAGGACAUGCAACAACCCAAGUAUAAACUGA
This is a messenger RNA of Cannabis sativa, 513 nucleotides long. RefSeq lists its product as uncharacterized. The transcript is spliced from 2 exons. Gene Ontology annotation, molecular function: nucleic acid binding; zinc ion binding. The record is from RefSeq and is a predicted model, not a curated record. The coding region runs from base 1 to 513 and encodes 170 amino acids. Lineage: Eukaryota; Viridiplantae; Streptophyta; Magnoliopsida; Rosales; Cannabaceae.